This is a messenger RNA of Dicrocoelium dendriticum, 880 nucleotides long. The record is from the annotation of a GenBank genome assembly. NCBI's taxonomy places the organism in Eukaryota, Metazoa, Platyhelminthes, Trematoda, Plagiorchiida, Dicrocoeliidae.
GCCUCAUCGUGAACACUGAUUCAAUAUGAACUUCGCCGUGAUUGUCGACGUUGUCCAAAAGAUUUUAGCAGAGCCCCUACCUCCAGAAAAGCAUCCCAUAUUGGCGCUUGCCAAAACCGAUGCAGAGCGACUACGUGUAAAGGAGCUCAAACUAAAGGCUGAUGAGAAUGCUUUCUCGAAAUUAGGCACUAUUUCGGAUGCGGAACGGCGCCUGUGGAUCCGCCAAGGGUAUAAGAAACCACUCGCGGCCGCUGGUCUCAGGCACUAUCAUCCUUGCCUCAACACUCGGCCCGUUAAAAGAAUUGCUUCUCAAGCGGAAGUAGAAUCCGAGCAUGCCCGUGAACGUCGCCUGCGCUCUCAAGCCACACGUGGUGUAGUGGCUCUGUUCAACGCGGUUCGUCAGCAUCAGUCUGCUUUGUCUAGCCAGCUAGAGAAUAGUAAUUUGUUGGAGACACAGAAGGAACGUAUUUUGACCCAGAUGACUACCUCUGAUUUCCUCGAUCGACUUUCUGCAGGGCUUCCGAAGAAGAAAAAGCUAGCCUCAGAUCCCAAUUCACAGACUAUAACUGUGAAACCAGAGCCGGACGAUGUACCAUCCCCAUCGCUCAACCGUGAUGUCCAUACUACCAAAAAGCGGGCUUUCAGAACCACCUUCGGUGUGAAGUCUAAGAAGAAGUCAGGUGCAGUCUAACUUCUUCAUACUUGUACAGAAUCGGGGAUUGAUGUAAUUAUUCACUUUUUGGAUGUCAGUUGAUCGCACACACCAUAAAUGUGUAUACCAAUGUCUGUGUUAUUCCUACCUUUCUAUAUCAUUGGAACUCUUUUUGCCUAGGAUGUUUUCUCGCAGUUGCUUUUGUGUAGACUGACAACUUGCGUCAAG